Fusarium odoratissimum NRRL 54006 is the source of this 738-nucleotide messenger RNA. RefSeq lists its product as uncharacterized. The record is from RefSeq and is a predicted model, not a curated record. NCBI's taxonomy places the organism in Eukaryota, Fungi, Ascomycota, Sordariomycetes, Hypocreales, Nectriaceae. The coding region runs from base 1 to 738 and encodes 245 amino acids. The transcript has 2 exons.
AUGAAGAGUGUUUCCGCCAAAGACCCGUUUUUUCGCCUUUCUUCCAACGUCCGAGAAAAGAUCAUAACAAGCCUUGAUUAUUACGUCUGGUACAACAAUCUUUGUAAAGCUUCGGUGGUUAUGAAUCACGGGCGGCAUACAAACAAGUUGACAGUUUGCUCGGAUUCUAUCAUUGGCAAAUUUAAUUUCUGGAAUGAUCGCUGGAAUUUUCGAGGCGCUCAUGUGCGCUGUCUUCUUUCUGACGGCCAUUUAUCAGGCAUAAAUGCGGUGGACUACUACAACCAGACACUUAUGGACCCCUUGUUUUCGACAAAACCUGAAAUAGUUUACGAGAUGGAUGCACUUUAUGGACGUUUAGUAGACUACCUCAGUCUGGGCCCUGAAAUUGUCCGUGCAUUCAUCGAGAGACACGCAGAUCGAUAUCUCACCCACCGCGUGGUCAAGGCAUACGGAAAGCAUGGGGAAAGAUUUCCAACGACAUAUCCCUUGAACGCGAGGGAACAUUAUCAUGUGCAGGCUGAGGUAGAGGCUGUGAUGCGAGAGGAACAACUGAGAAAAUGGGAGGAGGAACAGUGGCGAAAAGUGCCACAACUAUCGAAGGUAGAUGUAACCGACGACUUUUGGCUGAGAGCUUAUAUCACCACAGAGAACUUAGUAGAUGUAACCGACAGGACGGAUGAGAACGAAUUGAAUGAGGCAGGAGAGAAGAAGGAAGAAGAAGAAUGGGUGUUUGUUUAA